GUCGGCCUUAUUAUCUUCGCAACUAUCGAAGUGGGGUCAUAAGAAAUUUUUUUGCAAUGUAUGCUUAAACCAUUUCUCCUCCAGCGCCCUUCUUGCGAAACACUCUACCUACUGUCAGCAAAUAAACGAGUGCGCUGCUAGGGUACCAAACGAAACAGAGAAAUAUUUAGAAUUUGCGCAUUACGCGUACAAGGAGAAGGUCCCGUUCGCUAUUUACGCUGACCUUGAAAGCAUUCUAGUUAAAUGCGAUGGCGAUCUUGGCAACUACGAUGAUUGUACGAAAUUAUUCCAGAAACACAUACCCUUUAGUAUCGCGUUCUAUCUGAAAUGUUCAUACGAUGAGUCUCUUUCAACAUUUUCAUUGUACCGGGGCGCAGACUGCAUUCAAUGGUUUAUUAAACAAUUAGGGGACAUUGCAGUUUGGACGAAUACAAUUUUUAACAACCCAGUUCCCAUGGAGACGAUGAGUGAUGAACAGCGCAAAGAUUUCGAGAAUGCCACGCACUGUCACAUUUGUGAAAAACCUUUCGUGGAUGGGGACAUUCGCUGUAGGGACCAUAAUCAUAAGGGCAGAGGUCUGUAUAGGGGCGCUUCACACUCUCGGUGCAACAUAAACUACCAAGAUAGCACCGUAAUUCCCGUCGUAUUUCAUAAUCUAAGCGGUUACGAUGCGCAUUUUUUUAUUCGAGAACUAUCCACUGGUUUACCGGGCCACAUAACAUUGCUCCCAUUAAACAAAGAAAAGUACAUCUCUUUUACAAAAUACGUGGACAAUACAAAAAUUUCUUUUCGAUUUAUCGACUCGUUCCGAUUUAUGAGUAGUAGUAUUGAUAAAUUAUCAGCGUACUUGGGUGACGAACAGAAAACUAUCACUAAAUCCUAUAGUCGUAACGACACCGAGUUCAAUCUGCUAACGAGAAAAGGUGUUUUCCCCUACGAAUAUUUGGAUUGUUGGGAAAAGCUAGAUGAGACCGCUUUACCGCCAAAGGAUGCAUUUUUUAGUCAUUUACAUAACGAGGACAUUACUGACGAAGAGUACGAGCACGCUUCAAACGUGUGGCGCGUAUUUUCCAUUCAAACCUUAGGUCAAUACUCCGAUCCUUACUUAAAAACGGACGUGCUUCUUUUGGCCGAUAUUUUCGAAACUUUCCGAAUCACUUGCAUGCAAACGUAUCAGCUGGAUCCUUUGCACUAUUACACGGCUCCAGGGCUCGCAUUUGACGCCAUGUUAAAAAUUACGGGUGUUAAACUGGAACUUUUAACCGAUAUCGAUCAAAUUCUUUUCAUCGAGAGUGGAACUCGAGGCGGUGUAACUCAGUGUAGUACUCGAUAUGCUAAAGCGAACAAUAAAUAUAUGUUAAGCGGAUACGAUCCCAACCUCCCUACGAACUACUUAAUGUACUUGGACGUAAACUCGCUUUAUGGGCGCACAAUGUGUGAGCCGCUUCCAUGCGGAGAAUUUUCGUUUGUAGAAAACUUUGAAACGCUAGACAUAUUAAAUCAUCCAGACGAUUCGGACAUUGGCUACAUUCUAGAAUGCGAUUUUGACUAUCCCAAUCAUAUUCAUAAGACCCACAGUCAGCUGCCAUUGGCUCCCGAACAUAGAAUUCCCCCAGGCUCGAAAUUAAAGAAACUAUUGCUGACAUUAUACGCGAAACGUAACUACGUCGUCCAUUAUCGGAAUUUAAAGUUGUACGUCCGACACGGAUUAAAAUUAGUGAAAAUACAUCACGUCUUACGUUUCAAGCAAUCGCCGUGGCUACGUACGUACGUUGAUUUAAAUGCGACCAUGAGAAAGCAAGCAAAAAACGAAUUCGAAAUACACUUUUUCAAAUUGAUGGGUCAACAGUGUGUUUGGGAAAUUAAUGGGGAACGUAAGGAAAUAUAAAGAUGUACGUCUCGUAUCUCGCUACGAGGGAAGAUAUGGAGCAAUGGCGUGCAUUGCAAAACCAAAUUUUCAUAGUUGCACCUUAUUUGAUAACGAUAUGGUCAUUAUUGAAAUGAAUCGAUUAGAGGUGUUCCUCAACAAACCGAUAUAUGUGGGUUUUGCGGUUCUAGACAUUUCCAAAACGUUCCUUUACAAUUUCCAUUACGAUUACGUACUGCCUAAAUUCCAAAAUAACGCUAAACUCUUAUACACCGAUACCGACAGUCUGAUUUACUCGUUCACCAACGUACCCGACAUAUACGAGUCGAUGAUAAAGGAGGAUAUACAUCUAUUCGAUACGUCCAGUUAUGAGCGCGAUAACGUUUUUGGAAUACCGCUAGUGAAUAAAAAGGUUCCCGGUCUAAUGAAGGACGAAAGCAAUGGCAAAAUUAUGCUGGAAUUUGUUGGUCUUCGCGCUAAAAUGUACGCUUAUCGCGUAGAUACAAAAGAUGUAGUUAAAAAAUCUAAGGGAUCAACUGCAGCGAGUAUUAAGACAAUCACCAUAGAUGAUUACAAGAACUCACUGUUUAAUGCCGACAUUAUAAAGAGUCAUCAGCACCUCAUCAGAUCGAAAAAGCAUUCUGUAUUUACAAUCAAACAGAAUAAAGUGGUCCUUAGUCCGCACGACGAUAAGCGGAUUAUUCAACCAGACUGCAUUAACACUCUUCCUUGGGGCUACGAGCAGCUGUAAGCUGAACCAGUGCAACGAUCCAGGAGCUUUCAUUGUAAAUAUCUAUUUAUCAAAUGUAUAUUUAUGGAAAAUAAAAUAGCACCUGC
Molecule: messenger RNA, 2704 nt
Organism: Photinus pyralis (common eastern firefly)
Lineage: Eukaryota; Metazoa; Arthropoda; Insecta; Coleoptera; Lampyridae
Exons: 2
Coding region: 1866-2618 (250 amino acids)
Source: RefSeq, a predicted model, not a curated record